AAGCUGUCAAUAACCUUUAUAAACCCAACAAGAAGAAGAAGAUGGCGCUGAGUGUGGGAGGUCGAGUCUCUUAUCUGAGUGUUCGUGUGUGUGUUGCAGGCUGCAGGAACCUCCACAACACACUUGUGCACACCUCUAACAAGCUCACACACACUGGACAGUCGCUAGCCGAGGAUGAUAUCCGCAAUAUUCGCUUUUUGGUGGCGCCCAGACAAACAAAUGAACGUUGGGCAAUCAACCUGAUAAAGGAAGUACCCCCUAAGGCAGUAAAAUCCCGUGUUGUGGCCUGUGAUGGCGGCCCUGGAGGACUAGGUCACCCAAGGGUUUAUAUUAAUUUAGAUGGACCAGGGAAUCAUAAUUGCAUCUACUGUGGUCUCAGGUAUUACAAAGACAACACUCACUGAGUACUGUAUAGCACUAUAUGUUGCAGUUUUGAAAAAUCAAUUUCCCUCUUUCCUUUGAUCUUAGAGUUGUCUGAUUAUGAUAUUCUUCUAAUCUUUCAGCUUUAAGAGUGUAGUUGUAUAUAUGUUGUAUGAAUAAACUUUAAAACUAUUGUA
Messenger RNA from Cherax quadricarinatus, 557 nucleotides. NCBI's taxonomy places the organism in Eukaryota, Metazoa, Arthropoda, Malacostraca, Decapoda, Parastacidae. The record is from RefSeq and is a predicted model, not a curated record.